AUGGAGGAGAAGGCUGCGAGGAAGAGGAAGAUGUCCUGGGACCACCAGCCCUACAAGUGCUUGGAGUGUGGGAAGAGCUUCAGGUGGAGCAGCCACCUGAUCAGCCACCAGAUGAUCCACACUGGGGAAUGGCCCUACGAGUGUGGGGAGUGUGGGAAGGGCUUCAGCUACAGAUCCACCCUUGUGACCCACCAGCGCAUCCACACCGGGGAGAGGCUCUAUGAAUGUCCUGAGUGUCAGAAGAGAUUUCAGACCCGCUACAAUCUCCUCAGGCACCAAAGGAUUCACACUGAUGAGAGGCCCUUCCUCUGCCCUGACUGUGGGAAGGGCUUCAAGCAAAACUCCACCCUCAUCACCCACUAGCGCAUCCACACUGGGGAGAGGCCCUACGAGUGUCCCAAGUGUGGGAAGAGCUUCACCCACAGUUCUAAUUUAAUCAGCCACCAACGCAUCCACACUGGGGAGAGGCCCUAUGAGUGUCCCCAGUGUCAGAAGAGGUUUCACACCAGCUCCAAUCUCCUCCUGCAUGAGCAGAUUCACACGGAUGAGAGGCCCUUCCGCAGCCCUGACUGCGGGAAGGGCUUCAAGUACAACUCCCACCUCAUCAGGCACCGGCGCAUCCACACUGGGGAGAGGCCCUACGAGUGUGCCCAGUGUGGGAAGAGCUUCAUCCAGAACUCUGACUUGACGAGACACCAACAGAGGCAUCGUUAA
This is a messenger RNA of Passer domesticus (house sparrow), 714 nucleotides long. Its product is annotated as zinc finger protein 586-like. The transcript has 3 exons. Lineage: Eukaryota; Metazoa; Chordata; Aves; Passeriformes; Passeridae. Gene Ontology annotation, biological process: negative regulation of transcription by RNA polymerase II. The record is from RefSeq and is a predicted model, not a curated record. Gene Ontology annotation, molecular function: DNA-binding transcription repressor activity, RNA polymerase II-specific.